This is a messenger RNA of Condylura cristata (star-nosed mole), 570 nucleotides long. RefSeq names its product chromosome unknown open reading frame, human C6orf201 (gene CUNH6orf201). NCBI's taxonomy places the organism in Eukaryota, Metazoa, Chordata, Mammalia, Eulipotyphla, Talpidae. The record is from RefSeq and is a predicted model, not a curated record.
AUGUUCUCUAGCCUACACAAGCUGCUUCCAAAUCAUCUCUUAGAGAAACUUCAUUCCUACAAGAGUGAAGAGGACAAACGAAAAUGUGAGGAUCCUGAACUCUCUGGAAUAGAAAGAAUCUUAAAAAGACAUGAGUAUCCAAAGGAGAUCAAUCUGACCCCAAAGCCAAGCAGUAUGCCGCUGUGGCAGAGAAAUAUCAGGAGCAGCGCCAGCCAGGGAUCAAAUAAAUGCCAGCGAAGCAACCCGGAGAUUCCGAUGUCGACUGUUGUCGUCAGUAACACUCUUCCUUAUUUGCUCCCUCACUAGAUGGCUGAAAAAGAACUUGCAAUCUACCGAAGGCCUUAAGUCAGUGACCCAGAAGCUGUCAGUCUUUGGGCCCAUCCAGUCAGUCACCUUCUGUGGACGGCAGAGUGCUAUGGUGGUGUUCGAGGAUAUAGUUUCAGCUUGCAAGGCCGUGAAUGCUUUCAAACGCGGGACUCCGGGCACCACGUUUCAGUGUUUCUGGAAACAGCCAUUCAUGUCGAGAGCCGUAAGACUGGCGUGAUCACAAACCUAUGUGACGUCUUGGGG